This is a messenger RNA of Aspergillus steynii IBT 23096, 526 nucleotides long. RefSeq lists its product as uncharacterized. NCBI's taxonomy places the organism in Eukaryota, Fungi, Ascomycota, Eurotiomycetes, Eurotiales, Aspergillaceae. Bases 102 to 368 code for a protein of 88 amino acids. The transcript has a single exon. The record is from RefSeq and is a predicted model, not a curated record.
UCAUCCCGGCGAUCCUCUCGCGCGCCCUCGAAUCCGGGUCGGCCAUGAAACGGCGCUGACACGGUGGACUCUGGGGCAUCUCCUGUAACCAUCGGCAGAGAAUGCCGGAGCUCCUCUGGUUCUACUGCCUACAGCUUCUUCGACUGCCCAGACAAGGUACGCUCGACCCCGCAUCGCCGCCGGGUCAAGUCUCCCACAUGACCGGCCUGGUCGGGAUUCGGGAUUUGCAAUUGGAACGGUUUUUUUCUCUCAUUCAUCAUCGUGGUAGUAUCGGUGCGGUUGUAAAUGCAAAAUCCCAAACGCUGAGGCACGCAAACCGGCCCAUGCACCUUCCCCUCACUUCCCAAUCCCAGACAGACUUCGCAUGAAUGGCGGUGUAAUCAAGACACGGCUUCCCCUGUAAACCGCAUCGACGAGAAAUGUAUGACGGGCAAGGAAAAUACACUCGGGGCGGGGUAACGUCGGAAUGACAGAAUGGAAUUCAAGCGAAAUGGAAUCAACAAAUAAAAAUGAAAGAAAGAAGGGA